Chanos chanos (milkfish) is the source of this 2056-nucleotide messenger RNA. RefSeq names its product choline transporter-like protein 1. NCBI's taxonomy places the organism in Eukaryota, Metazoa, Chordata, Actinopteri, Gonorynchiformes, Chanidae. The record is from RefSeq and is a predicted model, not a curated record. Gene Ontology annotation, cellular component: membrane. Gene Ontology annotation, molecular function: transmembrane transporter activity. The transcript is spliced from 16 exons. Gene Ontology annotation, biological process: transmembrane transport. Bases 29 to 1987 code for a protein of 652 amino acids.
CUAUACAGCCAAGCGGGAAUUUGCUGAAAUGGGGUGCUGCAGCAGCGCUGAGAAGAAGCCCGACUGGAACCCUCUGGAGGAGCGACGGUGCACAGACAUCCCGUGGUUUCUUCUGUUCCUGCUUUUCAAUAUUGGGAUGCUGUGUAUCUGUGGCUUUGCCAUAGCAACCGGCGGCGCCUCCAGGCUCGUCUCUGGUUACGACAGCUAUGGAAACAUAUGUGGGCAAAAAAAUGCCAAAAUCGAGGGCAUCGACCUCAGCGGGCGAGACCAAACCUCCAGAAAGUACGUGUUCUUCUUGGACCCCUGUAACAUUGACAUAGUGCAGAGGAGGAUUAAGUCAGUGGCUUUGUGUGUGUCCCGCUGCCCGGACUCAGAAAUCAAGACUUAUGAGGAAAUCAAGACGUUUGCUUUAAACAACGGAUCUGAGCUGUGCACAUACGACUUCACACCCGGCAAGUAUCCCACAGACCCAAGCAGAGUCACCAAAUGCCCCAAGCUUCCUGUCCCUCCCAGCAAGUCUUUGCCCCUGUUUCAUCGUUGUCUUCCUGCUGAUGUGUCCUGCUACGCUAAGUUUGCUGAAGCUCUCAUCACGUUUGUCAGCGACAACAGUGUGAUCCAAAGGGUCAUUGCCGGGGUCAUGACCUCUAAAGAGAUCAUCCUCGGCCUCUGCCUGCUGUCGUUGGUUCUUUCCCUGAUUCUGAUGGUUGUGAUCCGGUACAUCUCUGUGGUUCUGGUUUGGAUUCUGACCAUUGUGGUGGUGAUAGGAUCUCUGGGGGGCACUGGUGUUCUGUGGUGGCUGUAUGUGGACCAUAAGAAAGCUGUGAAUGAAACCCUGCCUGCUCCUGAGCUGGAGGUGGCCAAAGACAACGUCCAAGCCCUGCUCAUCUACGCCAUCGCUGCAACCGUCUUCACGGUGAUUUUACUGCUGCUGAUGCUGGUCAUGAGGAAAAGGGUGGCGUUGACGAUCGCUCUGUUCCACGUGGCCGGUAAAGUGUUCAGUCACCUGCCGCUGCUGGUCCUCCAGCCCUUCUGGACUUUUCUCACCUUCAUGCUCUUCUGGGUCUACUGGAUAACCGUGCUUCUGAUGCUCGGGACCGCAGGCAGCGCCGUGAAGAACAGCGAGACUGGGCUGGUGGAGUUCCAGAUGUCCGGACCGCUGCAGUACAUGGUGUGGUACCACGCAGUCGGUCUGAUCUGGAUCAGCGAGUUCAUCCUGGCCUGCCAGCAGAUGACCAUCGCCGGAGCCGUGGUCAGCUACUACUUCACACGAAACAAGUCUGAGGUCUCCAUGACGCCCAUUCUGUCUUCCGUUCUCCGUCUGAUGCGGUAUCACCUGGGAACGGUUGCUAAGGGAGCUUUCAUCAUCACCCUGGUGGAGAUCCCGCGUCUCGUCCUCACUUUCAUACACAACCAGCUCAGAGGCAGGGAAAACGCCUUUGCCCGCUGUAUGCUGAAGGCCUGUGUCUGCUGUCUGUGGUGUCUGGAGAAGUGUCUCAGUUACCUGAACCAGAAUGCAUACGCUGCCACGGCGAUAAACAGCACGAGUUUCUGCACAUCAGCCCGAGACGCGUUCGUUAUCUUGGCCGAGAACGCCCUCCGUGUGGCCGCGAUCAACUCCGUCGGAGACUUCGUCCUGUUCCUGGGAAAGGUUCUGAUCGUGUCGUGCACGGCCUUCGCUGGCGUCCUGGCGCUGAACUACCAGAGAGAGUACACAGUGUGGGUCCUCCCCCUCAUCAUCGUCUGUCUCUUCGCCUUCCUGGUCGCGCACUGCUUCCUGUCCGUCUUCGAGAUCGUGGUGGACGUGCUGUUCCUGUGUUUCGCCAUCGACACCAAAUACAACGACGGCAGCCCCGGCAGAGAGUACUACAUGGACAAAGCCCUGAUGGAGUUUGUGGAGAACAGCAGGAGAGCAAUGGAGGGUGGCGGGCCAUCAGAGGGGGACAGCAGAGAGAUGAAACCAAUGACUGGCAGAGGAACUCUGGCGUAACACAGAUGAGCUGAAGAUGCUACACUAAAGCUAGGCUUUAAUUUACCAUCGGCUUUACUCAGGAGAAUU